UCGUCUUGACCAAGACUGAUAACUGAUCCUUUCAUUUCCAGAUGGGCUAGCCUAUUUGAUGAUAGCUCACUGUGAUGGCAAAAGUAAACUCACCAGACCCACAAAUUAGGGAGUGACAAACUCAUCCAUCAGCGUUGCCGGGGUGACAAUAUCCAAACGUGCUGUAGCUUGGCAACAGUGGCAAAACAAAAGGCUUGCAGCUAGCGGUCUGAUUUGGCUCGCUGGGUUCAAGAUGAGCCGACCCAGCAGUGGCCAUGAUGAAAAAGGGGUCAACCAAAAUGGAGACCCAGGAGGUCAUCACUCUGUGUUUACCAAUACCCGCUCCGCAGCGGCAGCGAGUUCUGAAACAAAACUAUUGUCCGCCUUCAAGACGGUCACUCAGGCCAGGAAAGUGUACCUGGGAGGGAGAGAGUAUUACAGCGAGGAAGGGAAGACCUUUGAAUUGCGUGUUGUUGGGAAAAUAAAGCAACAGUUAAGUGCUGACCCCACAUUUUGCCCAGAGUAUCCAUCCUCUCUCGGGCUGACAGAAUUCACCAGGCGAGCCACAGAGGUGGCUUUGGGGAAGAGCUCUCCGGCUAUCGUGGAGAACCGGGUGUUAGGUAUCCAGACUCCUAGUUUUUCUGCUGCGGUGCGUCUUGGGGCUGAACUCUUGACACACUGGUACAAAGUCAGAGCUGUUUGGUGCGGCCCAGUCUACCUCUCUUCCCCUUGUGAUGACUCAUUGGCUGGUAUCUUCCAGGCAGCAGGGAUAGAAGAUAUCCGUGAGUAUUAUUACUGGGAUGACAAGCAGCGAGGCGUUUGUUUGGAGAAGCUUCUGGAGGAUCUGGAGAGGGCUCCUGAGCAAAGUGUUGUUGUUUUGUCAGCAUCUGCCCACUACCCAACCGGAGCUGAUCUCACUCAGAAACAAUGGACCGUGAUUACACAACUCAUCAUGAGGCGUAGGCUUUUCCCUUUCCUCUUGCUGCCUGCUCAGGCGCUCUGCUAUGGCGAUUUAAAUCGGGAUGCCUGGCCCAUACAGCACUUUGCAUCGCAGGGGAUGGAGCUCCUUUGUGCUCAGUCAUUCUCCCACUGCUUUGGCCUAUACGGUGAGGCUGUAGGACACCUCCUGUGCGUCUUAAAACAGAACUCCCCCCUGUUGUCUUUGCAGUCUCAAGCUGACAGGAUAGUCAAAUCACUGUGGGCCCAGCCAUCUGUAGGAGGAGCGCAUGUUGUUGCCACGGUGCUCAGUAACCCCGCCCAUCUUGUUGAAUGGCAGGGAGAAGUUAAGCGCAUGGUUGAGAGGUGUAUGCUGAUCAGGGACAUUUUGAGAGAAAAGCUGAGACUCUUGGGUACCCCAGGCUGCUGGGACCACCUGACCCAACAAGGUGGACUCUUCUGUUGUACAGGCUUGAAUGAUCAGCAGGUGGAGUUUCUGUCAAGGAGCAGACACGUGUCCCUCCUUCCCAGGGGCUGUCUAAAUGUGAGCGCAAUCAACGGCCAUAACCUGGAAUAUGUAACUGACUCCAUCCAUCUGGCCCUGACCACUUCACUCUGACCAUGUGGCUUUUGAUCAAGAUCUGAAAUCAGUGUCACGGGGGCUUUUCAGCCUCGCUGAAAUACAUUCAUAUAUCACAUUGAAAUGUUCUGGUUCCAGAAAAGUACUUUUGCAGUUGCAGCUUUUGCAAAGUAAAUGCUGUUAAACAUAUAGAAAACGGUAACGCUAAAUGUAGAGCUGUAGAGCUUCUGACCUUUCAUCAUGCAAGUCCAGUCAUUAGUAACUGAGACCAGGUUGUGAUGCCCUUUCAGGUGAGACACAUGAAUAAAGGAUGUGUUCAUGUGUCCUGUGUGUGGCAGUAGCUCAGGCAUAUUAAGUAAAAAGAAUAUGGCAGUGCAGUGAUCCUUUUGUUGAAAUUCUGCCAGUUGCUCAAAGACUGACUAACUUCAGUGUAUAAUUUAUAAAUUCACAUGAAGUACUGCUUUGGUGAUUAUGUUUUGGAGAGUGACAACCACCAGCCCUAAAUCAACACACUCCAUCUGCUGUAUUUAAUCCAUCCAAAAACUUAAGAGUAAAAACGUUACUUUGCAAUUUCCAUUCAUGGUAGCAUCGCUGGUUUAGCAGCCCAUGUCACGUCCUGGUUGAGAGGAGGGUCGAAACCCAUUUACCAGUACAGAUAGACUCCCGAUGGAGGUUUAGAUAACAGGCUGUUGGCUAUAUCUUAAAGGCAAAUAGAUUUGUAUCAAUCUUCUCAUCAAACUCUCAGUGGUAAAAUCAUUAUAUCGAUAUAAGCAUUCCUUCACAUACUGUAGUGGACAUGUUCAAGUGAUUAACAUCAUGAUCGGGUGCGAGUCUUUCUCUAUUAAAUUGACUCUUCAGUGAGUUGUUGUAGUUUGAAUUUUGUAAAAUCUGAGAAGGUAUGGUAUGUGUGGCUAUAUACUGGGCAUUGUUACACAUCAGCACUAUCUAAUAUAAGACGAAUCAAGAGCUUAUUCAUGCCACAAAGGUAACCUAUAGAGGGAAGAGCCUCAGGUGAGCAGCCAUAUAUUGCUUACCGCAUUUAAAGCAGAAAAUAUGCUUCACAAUUUCCUUUCAGUUACUGUGAACAGUAGUCAGAAAAAUGUGUCACAAAUGUAUUGAAAACACACUCUGCACACAGCAGUUUUGCUGAAUAAACAACCUUGA
Molecule: messenger RNA, 2659 nt
Organism: Seriola aureovittata
Lineage: Eukaryota; Metazoa; Chordata; Actinopteri; Carangiformes; Carangidae
Gene: got1l1
Product: glutamic-oxaloacetic transaminase 1 like 1
Exons: 8
Coding region: 233-1534 (433 amino acids)
Biological process (GO): L-aspartate biosynthetic process
Cellular component (GO): cytosol
Molecular function (GO): L-aspartate:2-oxoglutarate transaminase activity; pyridoxal phosphate binding
Source: RefSeq, a predicted model, not a curated record